Molecule: messenger RNA, 366 nt
Organism: Poecile atricapillus (Black-capped chickadee)
Lineage: Eukaryota; Metazoa; Chordata; Aves; Passeriformes; Paridae
Gene: MRPL54
Product: mitochondrial ribosomal protein L54
Exons: 3
Coding region: 1-366 (121 amino acids)
Cellular component (GO): mitochondrial large ribosomal subunit
Molecular function (GO): structural constituent of ribosome
Source: RefSeq, a predicted model, not a curated record
AUGGCGGCCCGGGGGCUGCUGCGGGCCGCGGGAGCCGUGCUCCAGGUCACGGCCCGUGGCUACGCCAAGAAACCCGCCGCCAAGUCCAAAGGCAAGGGUGUGCCGAAGGAGGCGUUGAAGGGGCCUGAGGUGUGCACGGACCCCACCCUGCUCGCCACCCACGCCAUGGGAGUCAACUACUUCAAGGAGGGUCCGGAGGUGGCCCUGAAGCCCGACUCUGAGUACCCCGACUGGCUCUUUAAGAUCCACCUUGGGCCUCCUAAGAAGCUGGAGGAGUUGGACCCUGACUCGCUGGAGUAUUGGAGGCGCCUGCGGAAAUACAACACAUGGCAGCGCAACAGGUUGAAGAAGGGCAAGAAGCUGUAG